CGUAACGGUCUUUUGCUAUCAAAGGAAAACUCUCUCAAGGAUAAUUUGGCAAAUGGCAACCCCCUCCCUUGUCCUUGCGGAAGGAGUUACCACCACCUAUAAAAACGGACGCUAAAGCUAGCAGCGUUAUCAUUCUUUUCCCACUGCGUCACUUGCAACAACCGAGAGCGAUCAGUAUGGCUUCGCGCUCCGUGAUCAAGGCAGCUGUCUUGCUGGGUCUGGUGUACGGAGCGGUAGCUGGCGGAGGCUACGGCUCCUCCGGCGGUGGAGGAGGCUUCGUUGGAGGAAGCCAUGGCGGCGCUGGAGGAAACUUCGGAGGCUUCGGAGGAAGCCACGGCGGCCUUGGAGGAGGCCUCGGCGGAGGCAACUUCAUCGGAGGAGGCGGAGGCCACGGCGGCUACGGCGGAGGCGUUGGCGGCGGCAGCGUCGUCAGAGCACGCCUGGUCGGAGUCGGUUACCUCCCCUCCAUCGGAGGUGGCGCCGUCGGAGGCCACGGUGGCUUCGGAGGCCACGGUGGCUUCGGAGGCCACGGUGGCGGCAGCUCCUUCACGGGUCUUCCGGACAUGUCGGCGGCGGAUACGGCGGGAAAUAAUAUUGAAGAAAUAGUUGAGGCGGCCUUUGAUCGCAGGUGUCGGAUUUAAACUCAAAAGGUGUGUACUCGCAUGUCCUCUGCGUUAGGGGAACGCCCGAAUAAAUGUCGUUUUGCCUCA
Molecule: messenger RNA, 710 nt
Organism: Penaeus monodon (black tiger shrimp)
Lineage: Eukaryota; Metazoa; Arthropoda; Malacostraca; Decapoda; Penaeidae
Product: glycine-rich protein 23-like
Source: RefSeq, a predicted model, not a curated record